AUGUUAGAUCAUGGUCACCAGGCGCCCGUGACGCGGGUGUGCUUCAGCGGCUCCGACCGGCACGUGGCGUCCGCCUCGCGCGCCGGCCACCCGCAGUGCGCACGCGACCUGCGCUACAGCACGGUGCGACCGGCCGUGCUGGGCGCCGCCUUCGACACGGGCCACGUGUCGCUGUGGGACGUGAACCAGCGCCGCCUGCUGCACACGUUCACCAGCGGGCACGUGGCGCCGGCCGCCGGGCUCGCCUUCUCGCCCGUCAACGACAUCCUGCUGGCCAGCGUCGGCCUGGACAAGCGGCUCGUCUGCUACGACCCCAAGACCAGGAAUGUGAUCCAGAGGGUGGUGAGCGACGCGCCGCUGACGGCCGUCGACUUCCACGGCGAUGGCGUGCAGCUGGCGGUGGGCACGUCGCAGGGGCGCGUCUGCGUGUACGACCUGCGCGCGCCGGGACGGCCCAGCCGCUCAUUCACCGCGCACCGCAGCUCUGUGCAGCGCGUCCAGUUCCAGCCGCCAGCCAAGGUUCGAGGCCGGGGCUCCAGCGUUCAGACCGCUGAAGACAGCAAGGCUCUGCCCUCCGGCCAGAACCAUUCGCUGCCGGCCGUCGAGCUGAUGCAGAACCACGUGCCCAGGCAUGGGGAGGCACCUCGCACCCAUUCGACGCCGGUGGAGAGCGCCAAGCCGACGGCCGUCGCGGCUAACGACAGCGGCGGUCCGACCAUGGCCAUGUAUGGCCAGGUGUCCGCCGAGCAGAGCUCCCUGUUCUCUCCUCUCCGGGAUGAGAGUCGCCACGCGGCCGCCUCUCCGCCCGCCACGACCGUGCCUAACGGCGUCACGCUCAACGGUACAGUGCACGGUAAGACGCUGGCCGUCACGUCCCUCGUAGUGAGAGCCAUCGGCCAGACUCGCGGCAUGCUCCCCCAGAACCUCUACUCGGACCUGUAG
Molecule: messenger RNA, 942 nt
Organism: Pollicipes pollicipes
Lineage: Eukaryota; Metazoa; Arthropoda; Thecostraca; Pollicipedomorpha; Pollicipedidae
Product: protein NEDD1
Exons: 7
Coding region: 1-942 (313 amino acids)
Biological process (GO): mitotic cell cycle; microtubule nucleation
Cellular component (GO): ciliary basal body; centrosome; cytoplasm
Molecular function (GO): gamma-tubulin binding
Source: RefSeq, a predicted model, not a curated record